AUGGAGUCAAGGCUUACUUACAAUGAUGCGAGCUCAUCGGAGGAGGUUAUUGUGAGGAGACAUCCUCCCAGGGUCAUUUUUGUGCGACACAUCAGGACCAAUUGGCUCAAGUAUGCUACGGGUUUGUUGCUCAUACUGUCCAUCAGCCAGUUAAUCUACAUCACCCGCCUCGGCACGGGAAUGGUCCGUAUACCAAACGAUCCCUACGAUUUACGAUUCGGCCACCUCAGUCACGACAGUCCCGAAAUUUGGGACGAUAAUCAUCAAUCAUUCCUCCGAAGCGCUCGUCCUGUGCCGAUCCACUCGCACAAUGAUUACACACGGCAUAUCCCACUGUUUGAAGCCCUCGGCUCUGGGUGUAUCAGCAUCGAAGCAGAUGUUCAUCUACGACAUGGCAACCUUUUCGUUGCGCAUUCGCGAUUGAGUGUGAAUCCUCACCGAACGUUACAGGGCUUGUACCUGAAGCCCCUGCAGCGCAUGUUGGAGGCACGGAACGCGGGAGUGAAGAUUGAUGACUGGCAAGGCUUUUUCGAAAUGGCGCCCAAACAAACCGUCACGCUCCUCGUUGAUCUCAAAACAGCUGGUCCGGAAACAUUCGAUGCGUUAAACGCCCAGCUCCAGCCAUUGAGAGACCUCGGCUACUUGACAUACUGGAACGGCACAGAGAGAAUCAUCCGCCCUCUCACUGUAGUCGGAACCGGAAACACUCCCUUCGAGUCCGUUCUGGCUAUGAACUCUACACAUCGCGACAUUUUCUGGGACGCCAAGCUUGAGCGCCUCGUCUCAAUGGACGAUGACUUCUCAACAAACCCUCCUACAUACAAAUUCAACCGCUCCAACUCAUACUUUGCUUCAACGAGAUUUGAGAACGCUAUUCUCUAUAGAUCAAACUUCCAGCGCGUACUGGAUACACCGCCGUCAAGAGAACUUGACAUGGCGUUGACGCAGAUUGAGCAGGCCAAGGCUCGGGGCCUGUUGGCGCGGUACUGGGAUACGCCUUCAAAGCCACCGAAUGUGAGGGAUAUCGCGUGGAGGGUGUUGAUAGACAAUGGUAUUGGAAUCCUCAACAUGGACGAUAUGGGGCUUAGUCAUUCAGAAAUCUUCAACCGAGGGGCUAAAGUUGCAGGGCCAUCCUCAUUCACCCUGUUCCCCUCACUCCCAGCAGAGAUACGAGUUUCAAUAUGGACAUGGGCUCUCCGACACCAAAGAAUCAUCAAGAUCUUUCUCCGUUCGCACGCCGGAUUUUGCGGAAACCGCAAUAGGAAUGGUAUUCACUUUCCUCCGCUAGAACCUGGGAGGAGUGAUCCAACCUACUAUCCCGUUGUCGACGGCCACAGACUCCUCAGCAAGCUUCUCAGAGUCAAUACAGAAUCUAAAGAGGUAGCGCUGUCUUUUCAUAGGGUCCGUCUCCCCUGUUGGUUUGCGGACAGAGAAGACAACUAUGGCCUUUGGACUUCUGGAACGACCUAUAUCAACCCUGAAUAUGACUUUCUUCAAAUACAGGAGGACACGAUGGCUACCGUGGACUUUGUGUGCGAUUUAAAGACAAAGCAUGAUCCACGUAACGUUGGUAUCAGAAAUAUUGCACUCUGUAGCAAUCAGCUGGGAGGACGUCCAUCCGGUCUCCACGCAAUGAGGCCAUCCGAAAUCGAAUCCUCAAAGAUGAGGAUAUUCAAAGAAAUCAUCAGUGGUCUUGAUGAAGUUUGGUUGAUUUCUAUCCAGGAAUCUGUUCGGCAAAUGAUUGGUGGUGAAAAUGAAUGGCCAACAAUCCGCAAGACGUUCUUCGAAAGGUCAGUUCCCAUUCACGCUACGCCACACAGCUUCGAUACGUAUUGGGCUUGA
This is a messenger RNA of Fusarium fujikuroi IMI 58289, 1842 nucleotides long. RefSeq lists its product as uncharacterized. The coding region runs from base 1 to 1842 and encodes 613 amino acids. Gene Ontology annotation, molecular function: phosphoric diester hydrolase activity. Gene Ontology annotation, biological process: lipid metabolic process. The transcript has 3 exons. Lineage: Eukaryota; Fungi; Ascomycota; Sordariomycetes; Hypocreales; Nectriaceae. The record is from RefSeq and is a predicted model, not a curated record.